AUGGCGGAGCCGGUGGAGUGCGGGGUUUGCGGGGUGAAAGUCAUGUGUCGGUUCAGACCUCUGAACGAUGCGGAGCGGACCAGAGGAGACAAAUACAUCCCCAAAUUUAACGGAGAGGACACGGUGGUGGUGGCGCAGGGGAAGCCGUAUGUGUUUGACAGAGUCCUUCCUCCAAUCACAGAGCAGCUUCAGGUGUACGACACCUGCGCCAAGCAGAUCGUCAAAGAUGUGUUGGGAGGAUAUAAUGGGACGAUCUUUGCGUACGGUCAGACAUCAUCAGGGAAGACUCACACUAUGGAGGGGAAACUUCACGACCCUCAGCUGAUGGGAAUCAUCCCUCGCAUCGCCUCAGACAUCUUUGAUCACAUCUACUCGAUGGACGAGAACCUGGAGUUUCACAUCAAGGUGUCUUAUUUUGAAAUCUAUCUGGAUAAAAUCAGAGACCUGCUGGAUGUGUCAAAGACGAACCUCGCUGUCCACGAGGACAAGAACAGGGUUCCCUUUGUCAAGGGUUGUACGGAACGUUUUGUUUCCAGUCCUGAUGAGGUCAUGGACGUCAUCGACGAGGGAAAAGCGAACCGACAUGUCGCCGUUACCAACAUGAACGAGCACAGCUCUCGCAGUCACAGCAUCUUCCUGAUCAACAUUAAGCAGGAGAACGUUGAGACGGAGACCAAACUGUCGGGGAAGCUUUACCUGGUGGACCUGGCAGGAAGCGAGAAGGUGAGUAAGACGGGAGCUGAAGGCGCCGUGUUGGACGAAGCUAAGAACAUCAACAAGUCUCUGUCGGCUCUGGGAAACGUCAUCUCGGCCCUGAGCGAAGGAACGAAAACUCACGUCCCGUACAGAGACAGUAAGAUGACCCGGAUCCUGCAGGACUCUCUGGGAGGAAACUGUCGAACCACCAUCAUCAUCUGCUGCUCGCCGUCUGUUUACAACGAAGCUGAAACCAAAUCCACCCUGAUGUUUGGACAGAGGGCAAAGACCAUUAAGAACACAGUGUCAGUGAACCUGGAGCUGACGGCUGAGGAGUGGAAGAAGAAGUACGAGAAGGAGAAAGAGAAAACCAGGACUCAGAGCAUCGUCAUCCAGAAACUGGAGAACGAGCUGAAACGCUGGAGGAAAGGUGAGAGCGUACCUGUGGAGGAGCAGCUGAGCAGCAAAGCCAAGAAGAGCAGCAGUGAUGCGACCGUAGUGAUUGACAGCUUGGCCCCGCCCUCGGCCCCUCUGGCAGACGAGGAGAAGACGCAGUACGAGACGCUCAUCACGGACCUGUACCACCAGCUGGACGACAAGGAUGAAGAGAUCAACCACCAGAGUCAGACGGCCGAGACGCUGCAGCAGCAGCUCAUCGAUCAGGACGAGCUGAUGGCAGCGAGCCGUCAGGACUACCAGCGUGUGCAGGAGGAGGUGUCGCGGCUGCAGAGAGACAACGACUUGGCCAAAGAGGAGGUGAAGGAGGUGCUGCAGGCUCUGGAGGAGCUCGCCGUCAACUACGACCACAAGAGUCAGGAGGUGGAGAACAAGAACCGCUGCAACGGGCAGCUGAACGAGGAGCUGGCUCACAAAACCGUGAGUCUGGAGGCGGUUCAGAGGGAGUUGUCCCACCUGCAGGAGGUGAGCUCUCAUCAUAAGAGGAGAUCAGCAGAGAUCUUGGUUCUGCUGCUCAGAGACCUCGGAGACAUCGGCAGCGUCCUCGGCACCACGGAGCUCCGAGCCAUGACGGAGGCGAGCGGUGUGAUGGAGGACGAGUUCACCACAGCUCGUCUCUUCAUCACUAAGAUGAAGUCGGAGGUGAAAUCUUUGGUGAACCGCAGCAAACAGCUGGAGGUCAGUCUGACGGAGAACACCUGCAGGAUGGAGGCCAACGAGAAGGAGCUCGUCUCCUGUCAGCUCUCCAUCUCUCAGCACCAGGUGAAGAUCGGCUCUCUGACAGACGACCUGCUGAAGAUGGAGCAGAAGAAGAGACAGGUGGAGGAGAGUCAGGACGCUCUGAUGGAGGAAAUCGCUAAACUCCAGGCUCAAGGUCAGAUGAAAGAGGUGACGGUGAUGGACAAAGAGAAAGAACACAUGAGCAGACUGAAGGAUGCUGUGGAGAUGAAGAGAACUCUGGAGGAACAGAUGGAGAACCACAGAGAGGUGCAUCAGAAGCAUCUGUCCCGCCUCCGAGACGAGAUCGAGCAGAAGCAGCGAAUCAACGACCAGCUCAGAGAUGUGAAUGAAGCUCUGCAGCUGGAGCUCAGGAAGCUUCAGGCAGACGUCGACAAGCUGAGGAGUGACGAACAGAACAAGGAGCAGAAACUCCAGAAACUGCUGUUCUUGAGUGAGAAGAGAGAACAGGCCAAAGACGACCUGAAGGGUCUGGAGGAGACUGUGGCCAAGGAGCUUCAGACUCUGAACAACCUGAGAAAACUCUUCAUCGAGGAUCUGAGCACCCGAGUCCAGAACGGUGCGGAGGGCGACGGCGACGAGGCCGGCGGCAGUCUGGCUCAGAGACAGAGGAUCGUGUUCUUAGAGAACAACCUGGAGCAGCUCAGCAGGGUUCACAAACAGCUGGUCCGGGACAACGGAGACCUUCGCUGUGAGCUGCCGAAGCAGGAGAAACGUCUGAGAGCGACGGCAGAGCGAGUGAAAGCUCUGGAAGGAGCUCUGAGGGACGCCAAGGUGUCGGCCAUGAGGGACCGCAAGCGCUACCAACAGGAAGUGGACCGCAUCAAAGAAGUCGUCCGCUCCAAGAAUGUCUCCAGGAGAGGAAACUCCGCACAGAUAGCUAAGCCAAUCAGAGCUGGACAUCAAGUGGUCUCCUCCUCAGCGUCGGCCAGAGCCCCAAUCAGAGGAGGAGGGGCAGCGGCUCCCAUCAGAGGGGCGGCGGCCUCCAGUCCUCGUCAUCAUUCCCCCCGACAGCAACCUGCUCAGCACCAACGAGCUCAGCAGCACAGCAAGUAG
Scomber scombrus (Atlantic mackerel) is the source of this 2946-nucleotide messenger RNA. RefSeq names its product kinesin heavy chain-like. The coding region runs from base 1 to 2946 and encodes 981 amino acids. Lineage: Eukaryota; Metazoa; Chordata; Actinopteri; Scombriformes; Scombridae. Gene Ontology annotation, molecular function: ATP binding; microtubule motor activity; microtubule binding. The transcript has 26 exons. The record is from RefSeq and is a predicted model, not a curated record. Gene Ontology annotation, biological process: microtubule-based movement.